CGCCUCGUCACUAACUGCAGCGCGCUACAAAACGAAACGAACACCCCACCACCACCACCACCGCCUCCACCACCACCACAUACGCGCCAUGGCCGACUCAAGCAGCAAAAAGCGUCAGCACGACUCGCGCGAUGACAAUUCCGGCAAAAAGAACAAGACAAAUCACCAGUGGAAGAAGAACAAUUUCCAAACGUUGACGGGAAUCGAGCUGGGAUGGCAGGGGAUCUUUGCGACGUGUGAUAAAGGACGAGAGAGUAGGGCUGUGGCGGAGAUGUACUCUAUACUCGAGGAGUGCGCUUCAAAACUCUACCCCGACAUGAAGAAAGACGGCGAAGGCGCAGCGGACUCGGACGAUGAGGAGGAAGACAUAGAGUCAGCGAUCAAGAAGGAAUUGGCGGACAACAAAGACAAGAAGAAGAAAGACACGCGGUCAAUUGCCUCUGUGAAGAUUGACACCAUGUGUGUGACAUUCUUUCGCCUGAAACCCCCACUUGAGGCGACCGGCAUGGUCCGCGCACUCUGCGAGUCUGCGAGUAACCCCGUCGGCGGCUCGAUUCGCAGCAAGUUCGUGCACCGCCUUACGCCCGUAACGCGGACGGGGAAGGCUACGCUCGAGGGGCUGAGGGAGGUUGCUGCGGAGGUGUUGAAGCCGCAUUUUCACAGUGGACAGGAAGGGAUUAAAUUCGCCAUCCGUCCAACAACCAGAAACCACAGUAUCCUCAAGCGCGACGAAAUAAUCCGCACGAUUGCGUCGUGUGUAGGACCAUCGCAUACGGUCGACCUCAAAAAUCCAGAUCUUCUCAUCCUCGUGGAGCUCUACAAGAAUGUUUGCGGAAUGAGUGUUGUCACUGAUUUCGAGAAGCUGAAGCGAUUCAACUUUGGGCAGCUACAAAUUGAUGCUAGUAGUGGCGGUGGUGAGGAUGAGAAGAGGGAGGGUGAGAGUAAGAAGGUGGUGCCUACUGUUGAGGAGGUUGAGCCCAAGAACGAAGAGGUUGAGCCCAAGACUAAGGAGGUUGAGGACAAGAAGCCGGAAGAAUAAUCGCACAUCUAGAGUUCUUGAAUGGCAAGUAGUGUCUAGAGGUCUUGACCGCGAACAAGCGAUGGAGGUUUAGGUAACUAAGUCUUGAUGUUAUCACUGGUUACAUGAUGUGAUCUAUAUAGCUUACAGCCGAAAGACGGAUGUAUACUUAUCCAUACAACUUAUCACUCGGCUA
Molecule: messenger RNA, 1214 nt
Organism: Tricharina praecox
Lineage: Eukaryota; Fungi; Ascomycota; Pezizomycetes; Pezizales; Pyronemataceae
Exons: 5
Coding region: 89-1039 (316 amino acids)
Biological process (GO): tRNA modification
Molecular function (GO): RNA binding
Source: RefSeq, a predicted model, not a curated record